Molecule: messenger RNA, 2247 nt
Organism: Purpureocillium lilacinum
Lineage: Eukaryota; Fungi; Ascomycota; Sordariomycetes; Hypocreales; Ophiocordycipitaceae
Source: RefSeq, a predicted model, not a curated record
AUGACUAUCGAGGAAUAUGACUUUUCCAAAGAGUUCAAGAAAAUAUACAUUUCGAAACAGAGACCUGCUCCGGACCCUGUCGCGGCAGACAUGAAAGUCCGCCUUCAAAGCCUUCCUGCCCUAGGCCAAGUGACACAGGCGGAAGGCGGCCAGCUCACGCUCACGGCAGUCCUCGAAGUGCCGCAGGACCAGGCUCAGGAAUCUUGGCAGGUCUCUUUGUGGUGGUUCGCGCUCGUGCGCCUUUGGGCGCCGUGGCUGGCCCCGCGACAGGGCAAGGAUCACCUACGUCUCGACCAAGACGCUGUCAUGUGUUCCUUCAUGAGUCCACAGGGGAAAACCGUCACACUUCUCGCCUUUGGCGGCGUAGGCAAUGUGUUGAGUACUUUACGCCAUACCGACAAGGGUGGCGUCUCUGCUCAUGUGAGAAACGACGGAACAUCAAGCGAGCGUGCCGUCAUCCUUGUUUCAGAGGGCACUGAUUUUGACCGCACCGUUGCAUCUGUAAUGUAUCACGCAAGAAGUAUCGUCUCGAAAAUCAAGCAUUCAGAUGUCGCUUGGGACGCCGAGCUCAAGACCUUGACCGAACAGGUCAAGCCAGAGUGGAAACAGAACUGGUACGAUGGUCUGGGAUUCUGCACAUGGAACGGACUUGGCCAGCGACUCACAGAACAAGCAGUGCUGGAUGCCGUUGGAACGCUUGCAGAGCACAAGGUGAAUGUGACGAGCCUUAUAAUUGACGAUAACUGGCAGUCGAUCGACUACAAAGGCGACGGGCAGUUCCAGUAUGGAUGGCUGGAGUUUGAAGCAGAGCCAAAGGCGUUUCCAAACGGCCUCAAAUCCAUGGUGUCCCGGCUACGAAAGCAGUAUCCAGACAUUCAGCACAUUGCGGUGUGGCAUGCUCUGCUUGGGUACUGGGGUGGCAUAUCUCGCGGAGGCAAGAUUGAUCAAGCCUACAAGACGGUUGAGGUAAUUCGGGAGGACUCCAAGCGCCGAAAUCUUCCUCUCGGAGGCAAGAUGACAGUGGUCGCCAAGGAAGACGUAGCUCGGUUCUACGACGACUUUUACCGUUUCCUGACUGAAGCCGGUGUCGACGGCGUCAAGACGGAUGCACAGUUCAUGAUUGACAUGUGGACAAGCGCGUCUGUCCGGCGGGACCUCAUCGAGACGUAUAUCGAUGUCUGGACACGAGCGUCGCUGCGAUACUUUAGCGUCAAGGCCAUCUCGUGCAUGUCGCAAUUUCCUCAGGCCAUGUUUCAUUCUCAGCUGCCGCAGGAUCGGCCGCCGCUGCUCGUGCGCAACUCGGACGACUUCUUCCCCGAGAUACCAGCGUCGCACCCCUGGCACGUGUGGGCGAACGCACACAACAGCAUCUUCAUGCAGUAUCUGAAUGUGCUUCCCGACUGGGACAUGUUCCAGACGGUGCAUGAUUAUUCGGGCUUCCACGCUGCGGCCAGGUGCGUGAGCGGCGGGCCAAUUUACAUCACCGACGUCCCAGGCAAGCAUAACAUGCAGCUUAUCGGCCAGAUGACGGGUAUCACAGCCAAGGGCAAGACAGUGAUCUUCCGGCCAAGCGUGUUGGGAAAGUCCAUGUAUCCAUAUACAGGCUACGACGACGACCUACUCUUGAAGGUUGGGAGCUAUCAUGGGGGAUCGCAAACCGGCACGGGCAUCUUGGGCCUGUUCAACAUUUCUGCCCGAUCAUUAUUGGAAAUGAUCCCUCUUGCCGAUUUCCCCGGAGUUAUGGCGGCGACCGAGUAUGUGGUCAGGGCUCAUAACACUGGCAAGGUGUCCAAGCCAGCAAAGCCCGGAGCUUCUGGCUCGCUGACGGCAAUGUCACUGGAUGUGCGAGGCUACGAGAUCCUAUGUGCCUUUCCGCUCACGUCCUACUCGGGACUCAAGCACAAGGACGGACGCACAUGCACUCUUGGUCUGGUCGGCAAAAUGACUGGCUGUGCGGCCAUUGUGGGCAGCAGCGUCCGCCAGCGAGAGAACGGGAGGGUGCUUGCUACGACUCGGCUCAAGGCCUUGGGCGUCCUGGGUGUCUACGUUUCAACGCUGCCCGACAUGACAUUAGACGGCGACUUCAUGGCAACCAUGCAGGACAAGCCGGUUCCACGACACUGCGUGAGCAUAUCGCGUCAAUCGGAGUGCGUGUUGGAGGUGGACGUCGAGGCAGCGUGGAACGAGAUGGGCCUAGACAGCGGGCGGGGUGACGAGGUGGAGGUGACGGUCACGUUUGACACAUGA